AUCUCUCUCUCUCUCUCUCUCUCUCACGCACACACAGAGACCUCACGCUUUACAUUGCAGUAAUUAGCGAGAGAACGAGAGUAUAGAAAGAGAGAAAAAGUUAAGUUAUUAAUUUAUAGAGUAUUGAGAGAUCGGAGAUGUCGGAGAAGCGGUUUAUAACAGAGAUCGAGCCGGCAAAGGAAGCGAAGGAUGGGAAGCCAUCGAUCGGUCCCGUGUAUCGCAGUGUGUUUGCAAAGGACGGUUUUCCACCUCCGAUUGAAGGACUGGAUAGUUGUUGGGACAUCUUUCGUAUAUCAGUAGAGCGAUAUCCUAAUAACCCAAUGCUUGGUCAGCGUGAAGUUGUGAAUGGGAAGCCUGGCAAGUAUGUGUGGAUAACUUACAAAGAAGUAUACGACAUAGUGAUGAAAGUUGGAAAUUCCAUCCGCAGUUGUGGUGUUGAGGAAGGUGUACGGUGUGGAAUUUAUGGUGCCAAUUGCGCAGAGUGGAUUAUGAGCAUGGAGGCAUGCAAUGCUCAUGGGCUCUUUUGUGUUCCUUUAUAUGACACUUUAGGAGCUGGGGCCGUGGAAUUUAUCAUAUCCCAUGCAGAGGUCACAAUUGCUUUUGUAGAAGAAAAAAAGAUACCUGAGUUACUGAAAACAUUUCCUAAUACGACAAAAUAUUUAAGAACAAUCGUGAGCUUUGGAAAAGUUACUCCUGAACAAAGUGAAGAAGUUGAAAAGUUUGGUUUGGUAAUAUAUUCGUGGGAUGACUUUUUGCUAUUGGGAGAGAAUAAACACUUUGAUCUUCCAGUGAAAAAGAAGAGCGACAUUUGUACAAUAAUGUAUACUAGUGGAACAACUGGAGAACCCAAGGGUGUUAUGGUUUCCAAUAAUAGCAUCGUUACUCUUAUAGCUGGAGUGAAACGUCUAUUAGAGAGUGUGGGUGAAGCGUUGACUGUGAAGGAUGUAUAUCUUUCGUAUCUUCCUCUUGCGCACAUCUUUGAUCGCGUGAUUGAGGAAUGUUUUAUCAACCAUGGGGCCUCCAUAGGGUUUUGGCGUGGGGAUGUCAAACUAUUGGUUGAAGACAUUGCAGAGCUGAAACCUACUGUUUUCUGUGCUGUUCCCCGGGUGUUGGAUAGAAUUUAUUCAGGUUUGCAACAAAAGAUUUCUUCAGGGGGUUUCUUGAAGAAUGCAUUGUUUAAUGCUGCAUACUCCUUCAAAUUUCAUUACAUGAGGAAGGGGCAUAAACAUGAUGAGGCAUCUCCAAUUUGUGAUAAAGUUGUUUUCAGUAAGGUUAAGCAAGGGCUGGGGGGAAAUGUAAGACUUAUUUUAUCUGGAGCUGCACCUCUUGCUUCCCAUGUAGAAGCUUAUCUAAGAGUGGUGGCUUGUUGUCAUGUUCUUCAAGGAUAUGGUCUGACGGAGUCCUGUGCUGGGACAUUUGUUUCUCUACCAAAUGAAUUGGAUAUGCUGGGUACAGUGGGCCCUCCGGUACCCAAUGUGGAUGUGUGCCUAGAAUCUGUUCCUGAAAUGGGAUAUGAUGCCCGUUCAAGCACACCACGUGGAGAAAUAUGCAUAAAGGGGGAGACCUUGUUCUCAGGGUACUUCAAACGUGAAGACCUCACUAAAGAGGUUUUGGUUGAUGGGUGGCUCCACACAGGGGAUGUUGGUGAGUGGCAACCAAAUGGAAGCAUGAAAAUUAUAGACCGAAAGAAAAACAUUUUCAAGCUCUCGCAAGGAGAAUAUGUUGCUGUUGAAAACUUGGAGAAUAUUUAUGGUCUUUUUCCUGAUAUUGACAUGAUAUGGAUAUAUGGGAACAGUUUUGAGUCUUUCCUUGUUGCUGUUGUUAACCCAAACAAGCAAGCAAUUGAACACUGGGCAGAAGAGAAUGGCGUAUCAGGGGAUUUUGAUUCCCUCUGUGAAAAUCCUAAGGUGAAAGAGUAUGUCCUUGGAGAGCUGACGAGAAUCGGAAAAGAGAAAAAGCUGAAAGGUUUUGAAUUUAUCAAAGCUGUUCAUAUUGACCCUGUGCCUUUUGACAUGGAUCGCGACCUUCUCACCCCGACAUAUAAGAAGAAAAGGCCCCAGUUGCUUAAAUAUUACCAGGGUGUCAUCGACAACAUGUACAAAAGUGCAAAGUAACCCCCUGCCUGAAGGUAGCAUCCUCUGAGUUAAUGGUCUGCAAUCAUGCAAUUGCUAGAUAUGGCUAUCUUUUUGCCUUUUGCUUCUGACUGUACAUAUUGGUAUUUGGUAUAUCAAAUAUUUACGUUGAAAUCAAAACUUGUGUAAUACAUAACAUUUUUCCUUAUAAGGACCCGUCGGAAACCAAUCUACCUAAUUUGAACAGCUCUCCGCUCAUGGUCUGACCCCGUACAGGGGAUUCAAGGCCGUGUGGCAGCCUGUUGGCAUGGCAGGUAAGGUCACGAUCCUUACACCUCGGUUGUUGGGUAGAAUUGGCCCAGCCAAAUAACCAGCUAUUGACCCGCAAUAAUACUAACAACAAUUUCUUAGUUUGAAUUUGACAGCUAUGUUAUUUAUGACAACUGAGCUUUGAAUAUUUAUAAAUGAGAU
Messenger RNA from Ilex paraguariensis (yerba mate), 2543 nucleotides. The record is from the annotation of a GenBank genome assembly. NCBI's taxonomy places the organism in Eukaryota, Viridiplantae, Streptophyta, Magnoliopsida, Aquifoliales, Aquifoliaceae.